AUGGUGAGACAUGCAGGUCUGCUCGCGACGCUGCCGGCAGCGGGAGCCCUGGUCGCCAGAACCCCCUCGCUCGACGCCGCGAAUGACUUGCCGAGGGCGAAGGAUUGCUUGCCCGCGGACGAGGACAUGCACAUCGUGUUCUCGACGGGGUGCAACGCUUACCAGCACUGGCAGGCGGAGGUACUGCUCAACUCGGCCUGGCACCAGGGCCAGUGCGGGAAUGUUACUCGCAUAGUGGUGGGGUGCGAAAAGAAGGUGGUAGAGAGGAUCCGGGCACACCCGGGAGGCGCUGCAGACGAAUUGAUCGCCGAGGGCGACCUAAAGAAGUCCACCUUUCCGGGCUUGAAGGUGCACGUCGCGCCAGCGAUCGCCGAGGCCGAAGAAUUCGCUUGGUUCAACAAGCCUUGGUCGUUCAAGCAUUGGCUGGACAGCCAGUCCGACGCCAUCGCCGAACGCGCCGUGGUGAUCUUGGACCCCGACGAGUUUUUCCUCCAGCCGUUAACGCAGCGCGCUGAGCAUGCUGACGAUAGCCCGUUCGAGAUCAUCAACGGGUACCCAGAGCAGCUGAAGCAUCAGGUGACAGACGUGGCGCAGCCUGGCUGGGGUGUUGCGCAGAAGUACGGCUUCGGCCCAGAGAUCCUGCGCAAGUUCGAUCAGCGCACGAUCUGCCCCAGCGGAGCCGCCAGCCCGUGCGCCAACAUGACGAGCGAGGAGGCGAAGCAGUACUACCCAGCGGGGCCGCCGUACAUCCUGCACAACACGGACUUCAAGAAGGUCAUGCCGACGUGGUUGGAGUUGAUGAAGCCCGUGUACGAGCAGGACCGGGGCGACGUCCAGGCCGACAUGUACGCGUACGUGUACGCCGCCGCCCACCACGGUGUGAGGCACGUCGCGCUGGAGAACUACAUGGUCUCGAACGUCGAGGGCCUCGGCGAGGCGUGGAGGUGGGUCGACUCGCUCGCGAGCAUGUCGUGCCACGACCCCGAGAGGGCGCUGGCCGGGCGGAAGCGGCCGGGCUUCAUCCACGCCGCGGGCCGCUACAGGGCGUGCACCGGGGGCCACCGGGUCGGCCACGGCGCCGAGGGCUGCCCCCACGGCUCCGAGCUGUGGGAUUUCCACAAGAGCCACGUGCCGUCCACCAUCCUCGGCUGCGACGACCCGCUCCUCGCGCCGCCACCCGACGAGCUCUUCAACGCGCAGGCCGCUGCCCGAAACUCGCACGGCAAGCGCUCGGCGUUCAUGAUCUGCCACCUCACGUUCAUGAUCAACCGCGCUGCGCUGGACUACAAGAAGAGGUUCUGCAAAGCCGGCUUCAACGCCAGCAAGCGCACGCGCUUGGUGGGGGCUCGAGGCACGGGCGGCGGGGUGCGUUGA
This is a messenger RNA of Prorocentrum cordatum, 1374 nucleotides long. NCBI's taxonomy places the organism in Eukaryota, Dinophyceae, Prorocentrales, Prorocentraceae. The record is from the annotation of a GenBank genome assembly.